Messenger RNA from Culicoides brevitarsis, 2277 nucleotides. It is a transcript of the gene Shal, whose product is annotated as potassium voltage-gated channel protein Shal. The coding region runs from base 291 to 1934 and encodes 547 amino acids. The transcript is spliced from 7 exons. NCBI's taxonomy places the organism in Eukaryota, Metazoa, Arthropoda, Insecta, Diptera, Ceratopogonidae. The record is from RefSeq and is a predicted model, not a curated record. Gene Ontology annotation, molecular function: A-type (transient outward) potassium channel activity; protein binding. Gene Ontology annotation, biological process: protein homooligomerization; potassium ion transmembrane transport. Gene Ontology annotation, cellular component: voltage-gated potassium channel complex; membrane.
UCAUUUAUAUAGUAUUUGUUGAAAUCUGUAUAUUUUCUUUUUUGAUAAAAAAAAAAUCAAAAACAACCUAAUUACCCACGAUCAAGACAACAAAUAACGUGUUUGACAUCGUUUCGCAAACAAUGAAAUUAUAAAAGCAAACCACGUUGAUUUAAGAUUUUUUUCGGUAGAAGACAGGCAGCAAGCAGCGAAAAAGGAGGAAACGAGAGAUUCAGCGACGUCUCAAGCUCUUUUGUGUUCAUUUUGGCAAACGCUUCGCAUAUUAGCAAACAAAAAUUCCUCCUCACAGUAUGGCGUCGGUCGCCGCUUGGCUCCCCUUCGCCCGGGCGGCGGCCAUUGGUUGGGUUCCCAUAGCUCAACAUCCCCUUCCGCCUCCGCCGAUUAUCAAAAAUCGGAACAAAAACGAAGACGAAAAGUUGAUUGUCAACGUUUCCGGACGUCGUUUCGAGACAUGGCGCACCACAUUGGAAAAAUAUCCCGACACAUUGCUCGGCUCGAACGAGCGCGAAUUCUUCUACGACGAGGAAAACAAGGAAUACUUCUUCGAUCGUGAUCCGGAUAUUUUUCGGCACAUUUUGAAUUAUUAUCGCACGGGGAAGUUGCAUUAUCCGCGACACGAGUGCUUGUUGAGUUUCGAUGAGGAACUUGCGUUUUUCGGAAUUUUGCCUGACGUCAUUGGGGAUUGUUGCUACGAAGAUUACCGAGAUCGCAAACGCGAAAAUGCCGAAAGACUCAUGGAUGACAAACUUUCGGAGAAUAGUGACCAACAUUUGGAAAAACUCACAAAUAUUCGUGAACGCAUGUGGCGCGCUUUCGAAAAUCCUCAUACUUCCACUGCCGCUCUCGUUUUUUAUUACGUCACGGGCUUCUUUAUUGCGGUAUCUGUCAUGGCAAAUGUCGUCGAAACAGUGCCCUGUGGGUUGAGACCCGGGCGGGCAGGGACUUUGUCGUGCGGCGAACGCUACAAAAUUGUCUUCUUUUGCUUGGAUACGGCUUGCGUGAUGAUUUUCACGGCGGAAUAUUUGCUGCGGCUGUUCGCGGCGCCAAGUCGAUGUAAAUUUAUGCGCAGCGUCAUGAGUGUUAUUGAUGUCGUUGCCAUCAUGCCCUAUUAUAUAGGACUUUUCAUCACGGAUAACGACGAUGUGUCGGGCGCUUUUGUGACGUUGCGUGUUUUCCGCGUCUUUCGUAUCUUCAAAUUUUCACGUCAUUCGCAGGGUUUGCGAAUUCUCGGUUACACACUCAAAUCGUGUGCUUCAGAACUUGGUUUUCUCGUCUUUUCACUCGCGAUGGCGAUCAUCAUCUUCGCUACUGUUAUGUUUUAUGCCGAGAAAAAUGUCGACGGUACAAACUUCACAUCAAUUCCAGCUGCAUUUUGGUACACAAUUGUUACAAUGACAACGCUUGGUUACGGCGACAUGGUACCCGAAACAAUUGCCGGCAAAAUCGUUGGAGGCGUUUGCUCUCUCAGCGGUGUGCUUGUAAUCGCCCUUCCCGUUCCUGUUAUCGUAUCUAACUUCAGUAGAAUUUACCAUCAGAAUCAACGAGCUGACAAACGCAAAGCACAAAGAAAAGCACGUUUGGCUCGCAUCAAAAUGGCCAAAGCAGGUGCAGGAAUUGCAUUUGCCAACAAAAAGAAGGCGGCAGAAGCUCGUCUCGCUGCUCAGGAAUCUGGAAUUGAGCUUGAUGAAAACUACAACGAUGAUGACAUCUUCGAACUGCAACAUCAUCACUUGUUGAGAUGUUUAGAAAAAACAACGGAUCGCGAAUUUGUUGAACUCGAAUCCCAAUAUAAUGGCCAAACAAAACGCACGGGCUCUCCAUCGCCAAUGGCAAGUCCAUCGCAUUCAGCUCAUACUACCGCCGGACUAUUGCAUUCGUGCUGCGGGCGUUGUUGUACAGGACGAUAUCAGAAUUACACGUCAGCUGGUCAAUGAUCCAAGGAUGAUGCUAUUCCUUUGAGAGAAAGGCGUAGAACAUUAGUGACAAAGUGAUAAUUUAAUUGAAUACUUUUUAAGAACUUCAAAAAAAAAAAUUGAAUGUUAACCAGGAGACAAAAAAAUCCAAAAAAUUCGAACAUCUUAAAGCUUUAGACUUGAAAAACAAGAAUUAGUUAACUUAUUGUGUACUAAAUGUCAUUAUUAUCAAUGCUAUAUCAAGCAAGAAAUGAAAAAAUUAGAAGAGAAGAGUAGAAAACUCUGAAAAUUUUACGUACUUCCGUUUUAUGAAACUAUGUAAGAGAGUAAAAAGUUAAAAUUUAUUAUUAUUAUUAUCAUAUAU